AUGUUACCAAAGAAAAAACCCCUCUCAGAUACUCUGAAACAGGAUUAUAUACCUCCAGAAAACUGUAUUGAAGCAAAAUCUUUUCAUUCUGUACCAGCAAUUAAUUAAGUAAAUAGUGAAAACCAUAAGUUUUUAUAACAUAUAAUAAAUACAUCAAAUAAUACGCUUGAAGGUGUUUAAGGAUAAAUGUAGAUUUAAUUCGAAAAUGAUCAGAAUACAUAUGUUGGCAGUGGUACAUUAUGUAUUUUUGGACAAGGUUUCAAAAGUAAUAAAUAUUUUCUCCUAACUUGUGCUCACAAUUUAGUAGAUUUAAGUGAAAAUCACCAAACCAUUAAAUAUGCGAAUAAAAUAACCUAUUAUUAUUCCAGAAGAAACUACAAAACAUAUUUUUGCAGAUUAUUGGCUGAAAAUUUUGUUUUACAUCCUGGAUAUUUCUUUAACAAUAAAAUGGAUGAUGGAUUUGAUUUAUCUUUAGUAAAACUUACUAAAUAAUAAAUAAUGAAAGAUGCUCCUGUUAGCACUAAUUCUUUUUGGGGAAUACCUUUAGAGGAAAGUGGAGCAACUUAAGGUUCUGUAAUUAAAAUUAUUGGUUAUCCAUCCAGUGCUUCAGGUGAAUUGUAUUCUAUUGAUGGAAUAAUAAAGGAAAUUAAUUUUCAUGAUGAUGGAUAGGCUUUAAUACUUUACGAUAUCUUAAGUGCAUGUCCUGGAUAAGAUGGUUCACCAGUAUAUUUAAAAAUGGGAGAUAAUCACUGGACCAUAGUUGGUGUUCAUCUCGGUUAUAGCUUGACAAAAAAUAGUUUCAUAGGAACUGGCUUAACAAAAAAUAUACACAAAUGGAUUAAUAAACAAUAAUAAAUAUUAUGA
Molecule: messenger RNA, 864 nt
Organism: Paramecium primaurelia
Lineage: Eukaryota; Ciliophora; Oligohymenophorea; Peniculida; Parameciidae
Source: the annotation of a GenBank genome assembly